UGUGAAUAAGUAGGACAUACAGAAUUAAGAAAAAAUUGGACUAAAGAAUGAAAUGGGAGAAAAUUCUCUCAAAGAUGUAACAAAUCAAAACGACUUAGUUAGUUAAUGACUCCAUUUAUCGAUUAUAUCAACAUUACGCUCUCUCAUCAUGAAAGAUGCAAUCUUUAAAGACCUGAUGUCGAGUUCUGAGUUGGGUAAAACUAGGUAAAGUUGAAAAGGAAAAUAUGUUAGAGUAGAAGUUAAUUAUGUGGAGAAUUAAUUGAUGUUUGUCGAUAUUUUACUCUACCCAAAACCUAUUCUUAGCUUUCACGAGAUGAUCUUCUUAGUGUUAAAUACGGAAACAUGCACAUGGUGUUAUAUCAUCAUGAUGACUUUCCCUCUGCUCCUUUUAAGAAACUGUUUACUUUCUUUCUUUUUCUCUUCUUCAGGGAUUAUGUCAUAAUCAUUGGACUUGGAGUCUCUGUUUUCUCAUUAUGUAUAUGAUAUCGGUUCUCACUGACAUCUGUAGGUACUGGGAAUUCAGCUUUCUGGGCAUUUAUUAAAUCAGUUGUUUUGAUUCUUUUGAAUGAUUUCUGGUUAGCUGAGGUAGUUUCGCAUCUGGGUUUUCUGUAAAAAUGAAUAAUUUUAGAGUUUUUGAGCUUUUACUUGGUUUUAUAGUGUUUAUGCUAUCUCGGUUCUGUUCGAGUAAGGAGUGUACAAAUUCUCCAACCCAACUCUCAUCACAUACUCUUCGAUACGAGCUUUCAAUAUCCAAGAGUGAGAGUUGGGGAAAAGAGAUGUUCUCACACAACCAUUUGACACCAUCAGACGAUUCAGCUUGGUCAAACUUGCUUUCCAGAAAGAUUUUGAGGGAAGAAGACGAAGUUGAGUGGACAAUGAUGUACCGGCAACUAAAAAAAUCAGGUCUUAAUGACGGCCCAGGGAAUUUUCUCAAGGAAAUUUCUUUGCAUGAUGUUAGAUUGAAUCCUGCUUCGACGCAUGGGGUGGCACAGCAAACGAAUUUGGAGUAUCUGUUGAUACUAGAUGUGGAUAACCUAGUUUGGAGCUUUAGAAAGACAGCAGGUUUGGCAACUCCUGGAACGCCAUACUCAGGCUGGGAGGACCCAAAAGUUGAGCUACGGGGUCAUUUUGUAGGGCAUUUCUUGAGUGCAACAGCACAAAUGUGGGCAAGCACACAUAAUGAUACUCUCAAACAAAAAAUGUCUGCUGUAGUGUCCUAUCUAUCUGAAUGUCAGGAGAAAUUAGGGACUGGAUAUCUUUCUGCUUUUCCAUCUGAGCUAUUUGAUCGUUUUGAGGCCAUAAAACCUGUCUGGGCUCCUUAUUACACCAUUCACAAGAUUCUAGCAGGUCUACUGGAUCAAUAUACAUUAGCUGGUAAUGAUCAAGCUUUCAAGAUGAUGACUUGGAUGGUUGACUACUUUUACAAGCGUGUUCAAAAUGUGGUCUCCAAAUACACAGUAGAAAGACACUACCAGACACUCAAUGAAGAAACUGGUGGCAUGAACGAUGUGCUGUAUAGACUGUACAGCAUAACGGCAAAUCCAAAGCAUUUAUUGUUGGCUCACCUAUUUGAUAAACCAUGCUUCUUAGGCUUGCUGGCAGUUCAGGCGGAUGACAUAUCUGGUUUUCAUGCCAAUACACAUAUCCCAAUUGUGAUUGGUUCUCAAUUGCGGUAUGAAAUCACUGGUGAUCCACUUUAUAAGGACAUUGGAACAUUCUUCAUGGAGGUCGUGAACUCAUCUCAUAGCUAUGCAACUGGAGGAACAUCAGUUAGCGAGUUCUGGUCUGAUCCCAAGAGAUUGGCAAACACUCUACAAACUGAGAAUGAAGAGUCAUGCACAACUUACAACAUGCUAAAGGUCUCUCGUCAUCUGUUUAGGUGGACUAAAGAAAUGGCAUAUGCAGACUACUAUGAGAGGGCUCUUACAAAUGGUGUGCUAGGAAUCCAACGAGGAACAGAACCAGGAGUAAUGAUUUACAUGCUACCACUAGGUCGUGGAGUUUCCAAGAGCAAAAGCUACCACGGAUGGGGAAAGCCAUUUGAGUCAUUCUGGUGCUGCUAUGGAACAGGAAUUGAAUCAUUUUCAAAGCUAGGAGACUCAAUAUAUUUUGAAGAAGAUGGACAAGUUCCUGGUAUUUAUGUUAUCCAAUACAUACCAAAUUCCCUUGACUGGAAACUUGGAAAAGUUGUGCUUGAUCAGAAAGUUGAUCAAGUUAACUCAUGGGAUCCUCGCCUUCGAGUGACUUUCACUAUUUCUUCAGGGGAGUCAGGAAAAUCACUGACAUUAAACUUGCGAGUUCCAAGUUGGACACACUUAAGUGGUGCAAAGGCAAAGUUAAAUGCUAAAGAAAUUUCUUUACCAGCUCCAGGUAAUUUUCUUUCAAUCACUAAGAAUUGGAACCCUGGUGACACAGUCACACUUGACCUUCCAAUUACUCUAAGAACAGAUCCCAUUAAAGAUGAUCGGCCUGAGUACGUUUCAAUACAGGCGAUUCUUUAUGGCCCUUAUCUGCUUGCAGCUCAUAGCAGUGGUGAUUGGGACAUAAAAACUGGAUCGACUAGCUUUCCUUCAGAUUGGAUAACUCCAAUUCCUUCCUCUUACAGUGAUUAUCUGGUGUCUUUCACCCAAGACCUUGAAGACUCAACUCUCGUCUUAACAAACUCAAACAAUUCAAUCACUAUGGAGAAACUUCCUGAACCUGGGACAGAUUCUUCUCUUAAAGCUACUUUCAGGCUUAUCUUAACAGACUCACCUUCUUCAGACUUAUCCACAACCAAGGACAUCUUUGGAAAAUCAGUAAUGCUGGAGCCAUUUGAUUUUCCUGGCAUGAUUGUAGUGCAGCAAGGAGAAGACAAAGACCUCACAGUGACAGAUGCCUCAACUGACAAAGGUUCAUCAAUUUUUCGGGUUGUUUCAGGAUUGGACGGAAGAAAUGAGUCAGUAUCUUUGGAAUCUGAAAGCAAGAAAGGUUGCUUUGUGUAUAGUGUGAAUAAUGAGGCAGGUGGGAGAUUGAAGCUAGGCUGCAACUUGAGGAGCUCUUCAAGUACUGGAGCCAGCUUUGCAAUCAAUGAAGGACUCACCAAGUACCAUCCUAUCAGCUUUGUGGCUAAAGGGGCAUCAAGGAAUUACCUUUUGUCUCCAUUGUUUAGCUUUAGAGAUGAAUCUUACACUGUUUAUUUCAACAUUACAACUUAGAUCAUAAUAAUACUAGACAUAAAAACUAGCCAUUGCAGGCAGUUGUUUAUUGAAAGAAAGCCCUGAAAUAACUAGCAUUUAAUUUUCAGUCGUAAAUAUAAAUAUAUAUAAUUUAUAUUUCUGCUUGAUGCAAGUUCUGAAAAGAUUAGUGUUUGUAAUGAACAAGUUGUAGUUGAGGAUUUGGUGGUUGGUAAUGGUGAACCAUGGAUAGGAAUACUGUUGUACUAAAAAAAAUUACUUUUUUUUUUUUUUUUCAA
Messenger RNA from Cannabis sativa, 3454 nucleotides. RefSeq lists its product as uncharacterized. Lineage: Eukaryota; Viridiplantae; Streptophyta; Magnoliopsida; Rosales; Cannabaceae. Gene Ontology annotation, biological process: L-arabinose metabolic process. The record is from RefSeq and is a predicted model, not a curated record. The transcript has 11 exons. Gene Ontology annotation, molecular function: alpha-L-arabinofuranosidase activity. Bases 615 to 3197 code for a protein of 860 amino acids.